AAAACAAAAAAGGAAGGAAGAAAGAAAGCGAUUAAUAGCAAUAUCUAAAGUUUGGGUGGAAAAAAAUUGCUGCUCCCUCUAUCCAUCGUAUAUGACACUUUGACACCUAUGACAAGGCAAACAAUUUUUUUUUUUUUUAAACAAACAUUGUGAUCACGUUUCGGGUUUAACUUUUCGUUUUUGAAACCCAAGUGAAAACUGUAUGAGGCUUUUAUCAGGGUUUAAGGUUGUUGUCCUGUAAUAGUACUUCUCUUCGAGUAAUUACUAGUAUGAGCUUUCUGACAAUCUCGAGCAGCUCCUCAAUUCUUCAAUCUUUUCCACCCAAAUUCUGCAUCUCCAAAUGGAGAAAGAGGACCCCUUCAGCAUUCACAGCACGCAAUUCCAAGAUUUACAGUCCCUUCUCCAUCCCAUCAAGAUUCCAAAUUUCAGCUCAUUUCGGCCGACGUACCAAACGUCAAAACUAUUUGAGGAAAAAGCUCACUCAACACCACCAACAACAACAGGUAAUUGAAACCCCCAUUAUUCACAUCCCAAAUUCUGAAAAUAAUGAUGAAAACAGCAUGUCUAACUCCAUUUUUCAAAAUCCAAGUAGUGAAAGUUUUCAAUUUGGCUCUGAAAGCGGUGAUGAAAAAAGCAAGAAUCUUGUUUCUGAUAGUGGGGUGGAGUUAAAAACAAAGGCUUUAGGGGAGUCUGUUUUAUGGAAUAAAUUGGAGAGCUGGGUUGAGCAGUAUAAGAAGGAUACAGAGUAUUGGGGUAUUGGUACUGGUCCUAUUUUCACUGUUUUUCAAGAUUCUGAGGGUAAGGUCAAAAGGGUGGUUGUAAAUGAGGAUGAAAUUUUGAAAAGAAGCAGAAUUGAUCCAACAUUGUAUCGGAACGCUAAGAUUGAGGAGCAUGAGGAUGUUAAAGCAAAAAUUUCAUUCGCCGAGGUCUUAGCUAGGGAAAUGGAAACUGGUAAAAGUUUGCUUCCUAAGAAUAGUUCAGUCGCUAAAUUUGUCGUUUCAGGAGAAGAGAAGUCCAACGCUGUGAGUGGACUCAGCACUUUUACUCUUAAUCCUGGUCUAUCUAAAAAGUUGCCUAGAGUUGGAUUCGUGGUAUUUUGUGGUUUCAUUUUGAUUUGGGCGGUAAAGAAAAUGUUUAUUACUGGUAAUAGUGGAGAAGAAGAGUACUCAAGGUUGGAGAAGGAAAUGCUGAGGAGGAAGAUGAUAGCAAGAAAGGAGAGGGAGAAAACUGUGAAAGGUGAGGUGGAAGUUAUCCAAGAGCCAGAUAACAUGUCUCUGGAAAAACCUCGGCUUGAUAAGCUACAACUUAGGAGCAGCAUAGAGAAAGCAAUGGGAUUCGACGCUAGUUUAGCAUUGCCAGAGCAGUUUCAGAAUGAGCAGUUUGAGGAUGCCGAAUUCUCUGAUAAGAUUCAAGAAAUCAGAAAGAUGGCGAGGCAUGCACGAGAACAGGAAAAAGGAAAUUCUCUUCAAGCUGACAAUGGAGGAGAUUAUCCAGCCUCAAUCGAACACUCUAAUGAAAAGGAAGUUGUUGAACCGAAAUUGUUUGAGGAUAUUAAUGGAGUCCUUACCGGUUCAUCUUCACUGUUUAGUCAUGAAGUGCAGACCUCUAGCAGAAAUUUAGAACCUCCAGAUGAUAUAAAAAGCUCUAUGGAAAAUGUACAUCAGUCAAAACAUGAUGUAAGCUCAACUGAUGGAACUGAAAAAUCUGUUAUAAUGUCUGGCCAAUCAAGCAAGCCUAGUGAAAUUUCUGUGGCAUCAAAAUCAAAAAUCAUUCUGUCAGUUAAGGAAGCUAGGGAGUACCUCUCGAAACUGAAAGCGAAACAAGAAAGUAUUGCUGAAAGUGAUCCAGAGGGUGAGAAGGUAUUAAUACCACUAAUAGAAAAGGAGAGUAUUGGUGAUGUGAACCAGCUGUCUGCUAAUGCAGGAAAAGAAUUUGACCCAUUGCCUUUAUGGGGAAUAUCUGAUUUUUCUUCUGAAGAUUCUAGUUUCAAACGAAAAGAUUUUCUUCCAACCAGCAAUGGUGCUGUAUCUGUACAGAACAAAGAGAAAAGUUAUCCAAGUCAAAGUUCUUAUGAUGAUGAGAACAACAGAUAUGAAGAGCUUAAACCACUUGAUUUCCCAUCACCUGAACAAGAAGGAACAGUUGGUGAUGUGAGCUCACAACCGACUGAUGAGAUCAAAAUCUUUCCAUCCAAUGACAUUCCUGAACUUGUUGAUAAAGUAGUAGUACAUACUGAAUUACCUGAAACUCAGUCUGCUCAAGACGGUAAUGGCAGAACUGCAGAACUGGAAUUAUCACCAAAUAAUGGAAGCUGGUUGGAAAAGAAUUUCCAUGAAUUUGAACCGGUCAUUAAGAAAAUUCAGACGGGGUUCAGGGAUAAUUACCUGGUGGCAAAGGAGAAAUCGGAUGAGGAGCCGAAUCUAAAACCUCAGAUGUUUCAUCUUGAGAGUAAUGAGAAUGUCAGCGAGCUCGAGUGGAUGAAAGAUGAGAGACUUAAAGAAAUUGUUUUUAAAGUUAGAGAAAAUGAGCUUGCUGGUAGAGAUCCAUUUUCUCAAAUGGAUGAUGAAGAUAAACUUGUCUUUUUCAGUGGCCUUGAGAAGAAAGUUGAUCAAGAGAAUAAACAACUAAUGGAUUUGCACAAGUGGCUCCACUCAAACAUUGAAAACCUUGAUUAUGGAGCAGAUGGCAUCAGUUUGUACGACCAACCGGAGAAAGUUAUACCUCGCUGGAAAGGUCCACCAAUGGAAAGAAGUUCUGAGUUCCUAGAAUACUUUGCAGAAGAGAGAAAGGUAGUUGCUGAAAGCAUAAAAAACUCAAAUCUCAUAAAGAAAGAAAGACAAGACUUGCCUCAAGGAUUGCAAGAAUCCCCAUCAAGCAAUAAAAUUGAUUCGACUUCAGCACCCAGGACCAUCAUUGAAAGUAGUGAUGGUUCCACCAUAGCUGGCAAGAAAUCCGGUAAAGAGUACUGGCAGCAUACAAAGAAAUGGUCCCAGGGGUUCUUGGAAUCAUACAAUGCAGAGACCGACCCGGAAAUUAAAGCUGUAAUGAAGGAUGUAGGGAAGGACUUGGACAGAUGGAUUACGGAAAGAGAAAUAAAGGAAGCUGCCGAUCUGAUGGACAACUUACCUGAGAAGGGAAAGAAGCUUAUCAAAGAGAAACUUGAGAGGGUCAAAAGAGAAAUGGAACUGUUUGGACCCCAGGCAGUAGUGAGCAAAUAUCGUGAAUAUGCAGAUGAAAAGGAAGAG
Molecule: messenger RNA, 3245 nt
Organism: Nicotiana tabacum (common tobacco)
Lineage: Eukaryota; Viridiplantae; Streptophyta; Magnoliopsida; Solanales; Solanaceae
Source: RefSeq, a predicted model, not a curated record